AUGCUUCAAUACUUCGAGAGUAACGGGGAGCGCGAGCUUGUAGCAACGGCGCACCAACUCCCGCAACAGCAGGCGCAGGCGCAGCAGGGGCAGGCGCAGCAGGGGAAGAAUGGCGGCGAUCUUGACACGGCCUCCGGCGGGCCGGGCGCCGCGAGGUGCCUCUUAGUAGGCUCCUUAAGCCACGGAAGCGGCUCGGAGAAGCAGGACGGGAGCGUCAGGGUUGGGGAGGGCGCAGCGGGGGGGAUUGGCGGAAGCUGGGAUAUUGAGGGGGGCGGAAGCGGGGAGGGCGGUGGCUGCGGGCGCGAUAGUGCGGGUUCCGCGCUUAGGCGGGAAGCUAGUCUAGGGCCAGGGUUACGGCGGGAGAGCAGCAUAGGGACGGGUCUUCGGCGGGAGAGUAGCAUAGGCUCGGGGCGCUUACCGCCUUUGCAUUCCCAGUCUAACGAUGGCGCGGCGAGCGUUCCCCCGCGUGCGUUUGUGCACGCGCAUGCUCACGCGAACGUAGACAUGGGCGCGGGCGCGAGUGUAAACGCGAAUACGAGGGCGAAUGUGAUUGCAGCAGCGCAGAUUAAUCCGCAGCAGGCGGGAAAUAGGCCGCGGUUGAAGGAGUUUAAAGAUAACGAGCUGACGUGGAAAGAGCAGGUGACGUGGCAGCAGGGGGAAGGCGCGAGCGGGGGGAGCAGGGGGAUAGGUGGUGGCGGCGGAGGGAGCGGGGGGAGCAGGGCAAAGACGGGAAGCAGGGUGAGCAGGGGGAGAAUGGGGGGAAGAGGGGGAAGAGGGGGAGGACUGGGGCGCCAACGAAGCUUAGACGCGAAUUUCGUGCAGGAGAUAGGUUCUGGGGGGGAUAACUGGGGCAUCGUAGGUUCUGGAGGGGGGAACUGGGGCAUAGCAGGUUCCGCCAGUGAGAGCGAUUCUGAGGAGGAUUUCCCGCGGGGCCCUAGGGGGGUUGCGGAAGGGGAGCGGAUGGGGGGAGCGGAUCGGUUUGGGGGGAGCGGAAUCGGGGGCGGAGGGGGGAGUGUGAUGAGCGGAGGGGGGAGAACGGGGGGAGCGGGGGCGGGGGGGAAGAUAGUCCGGGGGAUGGUGGCUAUGUCCCCUGAGAGGCGGUGGCGUGGCACGAGCGUAGGGGGAAGGGGGAAGACUGGGGGGUCGUGGGGCGGAGAGAGGGGGUUUGUGGCGGAAGAAGGGGAAUUCGAGGCGGAGGGGGGGGCGAGUGGGGGAGGAAGGGGAGAGGGGAGGGGAGAGGGAAGGGUGGAGGGGAGGGGGGCGGGGAGGAAGCAGGAAAGGAAGCAGGUGGAGGCUGUUGCUGUUGUUGGUGGUGGUGAUAGUGAUGAGGAGAAUUGUAUCGGGCCUACGAGGGCACAGACGCUGGGAAGGCUGUCUGAAAGGGCUGGGAGAAGGAUGAGGUUUAAAUCAGAGGGUGGCGGCUUCACCCACUCUUGGCUGGAUGACGUGGCGGACUCCCAUUGGCUCCCGGACCUGCACGUCCGGGCCCUCCUGGACGAAGCAGGGAUAGGCCUGGCGGGGCUCCGCCUGGGCAGUGGCGAGCUGGUUCACUGCAGCGCUGCUCUCGCCGCCAUGCUGGGACGAUCAGUGAAUGCGUUGGAAGGAAGUCCGUUGCAGAACUUCCUCAGCGCCCCUGCCAUUCGCAGCUUCCAGAGCUGGUUCGGCAGCAUAUCAGCAGCGACUCUAUCAGCACACGCACAGCACCUAUCACCUCAUGCCACGUGGCACAGGCAGUCCCACCAUGACCUGCCCGUCGUCAUGCCAGGAGGCAGCAUGAGGCGCAUUCGCCUCACAUGCCACGUGGCACCGGCAGCGGAUGGGGCGAGUGGGGGGCGGGGCGAUGACCCCCCCUCCAUGCUCAUGGCUCUCUUCUGCGACCUCUCUGCUGCUCUGCACGGCUCCAAGGAGGUGCGAGCCAAGCGGUGUGCGUUCAUUCUGCAGCACCUGCCAGCAGGAGUGGCACACAUGCUUCCAGAGGAGCGAACCAGAGGGGGAAGCGGAGGGGGAGGGAGUGGUGGGGGGAGCGGCAACAGUGCUGGCAGUGGUAGGGGCAGUUGGGGGGAGAGGAGCGGUGGGGGGAGUGGUAACAGCGCUGGCAGUGGCAGGGGAAGUUUGGGGGAGAGGAGCGGCGGCAGCAGCAACGGGGAUGAGGUGGUUAUUAACCCUCAUAUGGAGGCAAUUACGGGGUAUUCACGGGAGGAGCUGAGUACGGUUGACUCGUGGUUCUCGUGCCUCUUCAGGGAAAGGGCGGAAGAGGUGCGGCAAAUCCUGGAGGCAGACCGUGCAAUGGGGUUCAGGGAGUCGAGAACCCUACGAAUGGUGCGCAGGGAUGGAGAGCCGCGGUGGUUAGAGGUGGCAGUGAGGGACUGUCUGUGUGCCUACAGCGUGUCUCUCCCAUACCCUCUUCCGCAUACCCUCACGCCCCCACAGGUGCGGCAAAUCCUGGAGGCAGACCGUGCAAUGGGGUUCAGGGAGUCGAGAACUCUACGAUUGGUGCGCAGGGAUGGAGAACCCAGGUGGCUGGAGGUGGCUGUGAGGGACUGUGGAGCCGGAGGGGGCGACCUGUGGGUGGUGAGCGACAUCAACCAAUCACCCAAUCCGUGUGUGCCUGCGUCUCUUGCCCACGCCCUGUGCCACCCCACCCCACUCCUUCACUUCCUCGCUCCUUCACAGGUGCGGCAAAUUCUCGAGGCGGACAGGGCGAUGGGAUUCAGGGAGUCUCGCACGUUGAGGAUGGUGCGCAGGGAUGGCGAGCCGCGGUGGUUAGAGGUGGCGGUGAGGGACUGUGGAGCCGGAGGGGCGACCUGUGGGUGCGACAUCACGGACCAUCUGAUCGUGCGGGAGAAGUUCCGCCUGCUCUAUGAAGCCUCCUCGGACGGCUAUCUGGUAUUCGACGACACAGGGAUCACGGAGUGCAACGAUGCGGCCAUCCACUGCCUGCGCUGCAAUGUGCACCCCCUCCACCCUUUCUCCUUCCCCACCCCCUCAGGACGGCUAUCUGGUAUUCGACGACACAGGGAUCACGGAGUGCAACGAUGCGGCCAUCCACUGCCUGCGCUGCAAUGUGCACCCCCUCCACCCUUUCUCCUUCCCCACCCCCUCAGGACGGCUAUCUGGUAUUCGACGACACAGGGAUCACGGAGUGCAACGAUGCGGCCAUCCACUGCCUGCGCUGCAAUGUGCACCCCCUCCACCCUUUCUCCUUCCCCACCCCCUCAGGACGGCUAUCUGGUAUUCGACGACACAGGGAUCACGGAGUGCAACGAUGCGGCCAUCCACUGCCUGCGCUGCAAUGUGCACCCCUCCACCCUUUCUCCUUCCCCACCCCCUCAGGACGGCUAUCUGGUAUUCGACGACACAGGGAUCACGGAGUGCAACGACGCGGCCAUCCACUGCCUGCGCUGCAGUGACAAGAGCGAGCUCAUGUUUCCCCACCUCCCGCCUCCUACCCCUCCGUUCCCCUUUCCCCUGCAGGACGGCUAUUUGGUAUUCGAUGACACGGGCAUAACAGAGUGCAACGACGCGGCCAUCCACUGCCUGCGCUGCAGCGACAAGAGCGAGCUCAUCGGGCGGCAUCCCGCGUACUUUUCCCCCGAGCGCCAGCCGGACGGGCGGCGGUCGGACGAGAAGGCAGUUGAGAUGGUGGCGAUGGCGACGGAGACUGGCAUGCACAAGUUUGAGUGGAUGCACAUGCGCAAGGACGGAUCCCUGUUCCCGGUAGAAGUGACCCUCUCCUUCCUGCAGCUCGAGCACAACCGCCCCAUGCACAUGGUCGUCUGGCACGACCUCUCGGAGAUCAAGCGCCAGGCGAGGGAGCUGCAGGCGGCUAAAGAGGCGGCGGAGCGGGCGAAUCAAGCCAAGAGCCAGUUCUUGGCGAACAUGAGCCAUGAAAUCCGCACGCCCAUGAAUGGUGUGAUCGGAGUGGCAGAGCUCCUGCUAGGCACAGACCUGACAGCCGAGCAGCGCUCCUACCUGGAAAUCAUUCGCUCUUCAGGAGAUAAUCUCCUUCGAAUCAUCUCUGACGUGCUCGACCUGUCCAAGAUCGAAUCCAAGAACUUAGCGCUGGAGAGCAUCGAGUUCAACAUGCAUCAGCAGGUGACGGAGGCUCUGGCGCUGCUGGAAGUGGUGGCCAAGGACAAGGGGCUCUUCCUGGAGCUGGAUAUUCACGAGGAGGUGCCGGCGGUGGUGAUGGGGGACCCUGUGAGGCUGCGGCAAGUCCUGCUGAACCUCAUUUCAAACUCCAUCAAGUUUACCGAAAC
Messenger RNA from Closterium sp. Naga37s-1, 4259 nucleotides. NCBI's taxonomy places the organism in Eukaryota, Viridiplantae, Streptophyta, Zygnematophyceae, Desmidiales, Closteriaceae. The record is from the annotation of a GenBank genome assembly.